AUGGCGUCUAUACAAGUAGCUCAGCUGAGUGAAGGCAAGAACAAUACGAUUGUGAGUUUUGCCUACGGUGUGGUGUACGGGGAUGAAUCCCCCGCUUCACUACCUUCAUACGCAGACAUCCAGUCGAAACUCGACAGCGAUACCAAGGUCGUGAGCAGUGCUACAGUCGACAGUGUUUCCAGCCCUAGCACUGAUCCGUGUGCCUACCAUCUACCAGCUUCAACGAUCAGACCAAAGACAACCUCCCGAGCGGGGACGACGCCUAAGAACUUGUUGCCUUCUUCUUCGACUUCGAUGUCCCGACUGGCUUCCCAUUCAACGAUUCGGCCUACAGCUUCACCAACGACCAACAUGAACUCACUUUCUACUCGUCGUUCACCCACUGUCACUUCUCCUGCCGUCACCGUCAUGAGGAAUGCUACCUCAACGACGCCUUCUAAAGGAACGCCAUCGAGUCCUCUAGGUUGCUCACGUCUUCUACCAGAUUCCCGUAACCCAACUAAGGCUACAGUCUUGUCGUUGGCUCUUGCUGUUAGGAGGGACAUCGAAGAUGGUCAACAUGAAGUUGCUGUCCAGACUACGGAUGCCCGUAUUCUUGUCGAUGACGUCACUCAAACG
Messenger RNA from Ostertagia ostertagi, 618 nucleotides. The record is from the annotation of a GenBank genome assembly. Lineage: Eukaryota; Metazoa; Nematoda; Chromadorea; Rhabditida; Trichostrongylidae.